Messenger RNA from Oxyura jamaicensis (ruddy duck), 2230 nucleotides. RefSeq names its product high mobility group box 3 (gene HMGB3). The record is from RefSeq and is a predicted model, not a curated record. Gene Ontology annotation, biological process: regulation of transcription by RNA polymerase II. Gene Ontology annotation, cellular component: nucleus. Gene Ontology annotation, molecular function: DNA binding, bending. The transcript is spliced from 7 exons. The coding region runs from base 274 to 882 and encodes 202 amino acids. Lineage: Eukaryota; Metazoa; Chordata; Aves; Anseriformes; Anatidae.
UUGUCCUUAUUUCCUAAGGGAAUGCAGAUACGGGCAGGUUCAGUGGGUGUCCAGAGCAGCAGGCAGCACGGUCGGGACGAGCACGCGGCAGGAGCAGCGAGGGAGGUGGUGCGUGGUGUGCAAUACAAGGAGCCUGAAAGCAAGAGCUGCUCAGCAGGGCAGUGAAGUUGUUUUGCAAGACAGGUGGCUGUGGGGUCUCUUUGGACAGUGGGAUUGGAAGAGAGCCAUCAUCUGCUUCCUCGAUGGUCUGCCAGCCCGUGUGUUUGAGUCAAGAUGGCUAAAGGUGACCCGAAGAAGCCCAAGGGCAAGAUGUCUGCCUAUGCCUUCUUUGUGCAGACAUGCCGUGAGGAACACAAGAAAAAGAACCCAGAGGUUCCAGUCAACUUUGCAGAGUUUUCCAAGAAGUGCUCAGAGAGGUGGAAGACCAUGUCAAGCAAGGAGAAGGCUAAAUUUGAUGAAAUGGCAAAGGCUGAUAAGGUACGAUACGAUAGAGAAAUGAAGGACUAUGGACCAGCUAAGGGUGGCAAGAAGAAGAAGGACCCCAAUGCCCCAAAACGACCACCGUCUGGCUUCUUCCUGUUCUGUUCAGAGUUCCGCCCCAAGAUCAAGUCCACAAACCCUGGCAUAUCCAUCGGGGAUGUAGCAAAGAAACUUGGUGAAAUGUGGAACAACCUCAGUGAUGGUGAAAAGCAGCCUUAUAAUAACAAGGCAGCUAAGCUGAAGGAGAAGUACGAGAAGGAUGUUGCAGACUACAAGUCUAAAGGAAAGUUUGAUGGCGCAAAGGGAGCAGCAACCAAAGCUGCUCGGAAAAAGGUAGAGGAAGAAGACGAAGAGGAGGAGGAGGAUGAAGAAGAGGAGGAUGAAGAUGAUGAUGACGAAUAAAACUGUACAAUACUUGUCUCCAUGUGAAUACCAUAGAGUAGGGGAAACACCGCAAAUGAAGCACCUCUUAUUUGAGAUGGUGUCUCUUGCCCUUAUUAGGCUUAAUUAAAAAAAAAUUGGAUUCCGAUCGCGUUGUAGUUUCUAAAAGUGCUCUAGAAAUUGUAACUGGUUUACAUGAAGUGGCCAUGGGUGUAGUGAGCACCCUGAAACUGUAUCAAAGUUGUACAUAUUUCCAAACAUUUUUAAAAUGAAAAGGCGCUCUAGUGUUCUCCUAACUCUGUGCACUUUGCUGUUGGUGUAACAAAGCAUUUAAAAAUGUUUCAAGCAUUUUUUUAAUUUGUAAGGUGGUGUUACUAUAUGGUUAUUGGCUAGAAAAUCCUGGGUUAUAAACUGUACAUAUCUAUAGUUUGUAAAAACUAGACAGAUUCUUGUGGUACAUGCUUAGAGUUAUGAUGCCUUAGAGGAGCAGUGAUUACUGGGAAAGGCUGUACGUUCCACGGGGUGCCAUGGCCCAAAGCAUGCACUGUGAGGGUAGAUCUAUUUACACUACAGUGGGCGUCCAUUUAGCUUAAAGUUGUCUUUCUGUAUAUAGUGAAAUAGCAUUCUGCUGCCAUUCUUAGUUGUGGAAGGGGGUUCAGCUGGCAUGAGAAGUGUAUGGAUUUUUUUAGUUAAGUGCGGUAGUUUUUAAACUGAAACUGUAGACAUCUCUUCAUUGUCAACUAAGUGAAGAGCCAGUGCAGCAACUGAAGUUCAAAAACACUCUGUACUUAAACAAAUUUGCAACGUUCUGUUUUUUUUGUAUGUUUAGAAUGCUGAAAUGUUUUUGAAGCAAAAUAAACAGUAUUACAUUUUUAAAACUGUUCUUGACAACACUCUAAAUUUCUGGUUUAAAAGGAUCUUAACAACAGCGAGAAAGAGGUUCAUUUUGAAGUCUGUGGCAUCCCUCAGGGCUGGUGACUUAGGAAACAUUCUGACUCAAGGAUUAAAAAAUAAUAAAUAAAUAAAUGGUGGCCAGCCAAAACUGGCUGAAUUGAAAGAGAUGGCUGCUCCAGCUAAUAUGCAAUCGUAACUGUUUAUGGCUGAGUGGCAUAAGAUGCUAUGCAAGUUUGAACUUUAUUACUUGAACUUGGGAGCCUAAAUGAACAUUCAUGACGUAAUUGUUUGUUUGUGUGUGUAUAUAGCAGCAUUCAGAGAUGCAGAGAAAGGUAGGUGGCUAGGAAUGAGGCUGACACCAUGGAAUACGUAUAAAAGCAUAGUUUGGAUUUUUUUUUCAGUUGUGUUGGGUAAAUUUAUAGCCCAAAUGCAUUGCUGUACAUAUUAAAAUGUGCCUUUUUUGUCCUGUGUUAAA